GUAUCGCGAGAACGCGCGAGAACAUGGACGCAAGACAACAAAAAUAAAUUUGUGGACAACAAGCCAGCGAAUGAUGGCGGCGUCGCUGUUACGCCGGGAUAAGAAAGCUACUGCCGCUCACCUGAAGGCAGACUUAAAGCGGACUGACAACAGUGCUGCGCUCCGACAAAUUCACGAGCUCCUGGAUGACGUGCUAAACCCCGAAAAACCAGCCACGGACACCGAAGCGCUUGACUGGUGUAAAUGUCUAAUUGCAGGAGGCGAAGCAUUCGAGGAGUUCUGCAAAACGGUCCGCUCUUAUGACAACGCCACCCUGUGCGGCUUGGUCUGGACGGCCAAUUUCGUGGCGUAUCGAUGCCGGACCUGUGGAAUCUCCCCCUGCAUGUCACUGUGCGCCGAGUGCUUCAACAACGGAGACCAUACGAGUCAUGACUUCAACAUGUUCCGGAGCCAGGCUGGCGGGGCCUGUGAUUGUGGAGACAGUAAUGUCAUGCGCGAGAGUGGGUUUUGCAGACGGCAUCGGUUGAGAACAGGAGAAAACAUCCCGUCGAUUCCCAGAGAUCUUCUGAUGAUGUCAGAGUUGGUCCUCCCUCGCUUUAUCCUGUCUGUCAUACAGUAUUUGAGGGAUGGUUAUACAGAAGCAGACAGCUCAACUGAGAGAGAUCUACAAAAGGUUCUUCAGCAGCUGGAGCCUCAAAUCUCCUUCCUGGAAGAGCUCACCAAAAUGGGCGGAGCAAUGCGGACUGUACUAACCAAGAUUUUGACCAAUCAGCAAACAUUCAAGGAGUUGAGCAUGGGCCAAGCAGACAAUUUGUUUGCUAAAAAGAACUACGAGAAGUAUCUGGCAGCGUUGAGGAAUUCUGGCUUGGUGUCUGUGGAGGACAAGGCCCAAAGUACAGGUGAAGCCGGGGCGGAAGGAGGAGCUGACGCCCUACUUGGAUCCGCAGCACCGGGGAGCCCAGAUGAGUCGAGCAAAGAGGAGGAUCAAGACGCUGGACAAUCUGUCGGCAAGAGAAAGAGGGUCAAGCUGAGUAGCAGUACAAAAGACUUGUCUAUCAUUGAAUGUUUGAAGCAUAAAUGUUUUUUGGAGGAGCUCCUGUUUUGGACAAUCAAAUAUGAGUUUCCUCAGAAGAAGGUCACCUUCUUGCUGAACAUGUUGCCGGAUCAAGAUUACAAGAUCACUUUUACCAAAACGUUUGUUCAGCAUUACGCAUUCAUCAUGAAAACCCUGAUGAAAAGCCACGAGUCAGACACCAUGUCCAACCGUAUUGUACAUAUCAGCGUGCAAUUGUUCAGCAACGAGGAACUGGCUCGUCAUGUGACCGAGGAGUGUCAGCUGCUGGACAUCAUGGUCACUGUCCUCCUUUACAUGAUGGAGAGUUGCCUUAUUAAAAGUGAACUUCAGGAUGAAGAAAACAGUCGCCAUGUUGUGGUGAACUGCAGCGAGGCUCUGUUGAAGAAUAACACAUACUGGCCCUUAGUUAGUGAUUUUAUCAACAUCUUAUCACACCAAAGUGUUGCCAAAAAGUUCCUUGAAGACCAUUCCUUGUUGAUGCUGUGGAUGAGCUUUGUGUCUUUUUUCCAAGGAAUGAACCUGAAUAAGCGGGAGUUGAACGAGCAUGUGGAAUUCGAAUCUCAGACAUACUAUGCGGCGUUCGCGGCCGAGCUGGAGGCCUGCGCGCAACCCAUGUGGGGACUUUUGACGCACUGCAAAGUUAAAGAGACUCAGGAGUAUACUAAAACUGUGGUACGCUACUGUUUGGAGACACUUCAGAUCUGGUUCGAUGCCAUCAGCUUCAACGACGAGCCUUUGCCAAAUCAAGUGACAUUUCACUUGCCGCUCCAUCGCUACUACGCCAUGUUCCUGAGUAAGGCUGUGAAGUGCCAAGGCCUGGACCUGGACAGCCUCCUCCCUGACCAAGAGAUGCUGAUGAAGAUCAUGGUGCAUCCGUUGCAGAUUCAGGCAUGUCUGUCAGAGAUCCACAGCAACAUGUGGGUCAGAAACGGCUUGCAGAUUAAAGGACAAGCUAUGACCUACGUGCAGUCACACUUUUGUAACUCCAUGAUCGACCCCGACAUCUAUCUGCUACAGGUUUGCGCGUCAAGACUCGAUCCUGACUACUUUAUCUCCAGUGUUUUUGAAAGGUUCAAAGUGGUCGAUCUUUUAACUAUGGCGUCUCAGCAUCAGAACGCCGUGUUAGAUUCCGAACAGGAAAGACCGAUGCUGGAAGGCGCUUUGACCUUCUUAGUCAUCCUGACGAGCCUUCGCAUUCAUUUAGGGAUGACGGACGACGAGAUCCUUCGGGCUGAGAUGGUCUCGCAGCUGUGUAUGAAUGAUCGCACCCACAGCUCACUGUUGGACCUUAUUCCCGAGAAUCCCAAUCCGAAGAGUGGCAUCGUGCCAGGGAGCUGCAGUUUUGAGGAGAUGCUCUCUGCCGUGGCCGAUUUCAAAGCACCGGUGUUUGAGCCCGGAGGUUCCAUGCAGCAGGGCAUGUACACGCCCAAAGCUGAAGUGUGGGAGAAUGAGUUUGACCCCAUCAUGGUUGUUCUCAGAACUGUGUACCGACGCGACGUGCAAUCCGCAAUGGACCGGUAUUCAGCAUUUUUAAAGCAGUCAGGCAUUCACACGGGCAACCCGUGGCCUCCUUACAAGGAGAGGACGCCCUUGCACCCGUGCUACAAAGGCCUGAUCAAACUAUUGCACUGCAAGACCCUGCACAUUGUGAUAUUCACUCUGCUUUACAAGAUAUGGAUGGAUCAUCAGAAUAUGUCUGAACACGUGCUGUGCAUGGUGCUUUACCUAAUUGAGCUGGGCUUGGACAAUCAGGUUCAAGAUAACAAAGAAGAUGAGGAGCCUUGCAUUGAAGAGCACUGUCAUGACAGUUGGUUCCCCGGCACCAACCUCAUCUCCAACCUGCACCACGUCAUCAACUUUGUGAGAGUUCGAGUUCCCGAGACGGCGCCCGAAGUGAAGCGCGAGGCUCCGCCCAGCACCAGCUCGGAAGCGACUUCCUACGGCCAGAACUCCAGGCGUCUUUCAGCCAAUUGGAGAGAGAACCUGCGGGAAGCUCAGGUGUUCAGCCUGGUAGCAGAGCGCCGAAGGAAGUUCCAGGAGAUCAUCAACCGCAGCAGUUCGGAGGCCAGCCUGGUCGUCAGGCCUAAAAGUUCGUCCACUCGCUGGGUGCCGCCAGGUACGCCCCCGCAGCUGGUGACUGAGAUCCUGGAGAUAAGGGAGAGCAUGCUCUCCCUCCUGGUCAAGCUGCACCAGAAGCUGUCGUCCAAGCAGAACUCGCUGUCGGAAUCCUGGUUAGAUAAUAUGGACACCAGCCGUCACGCUCACGGCGAUGGCAUUACGGCCAUCGAGCGGAUCCUCACCAAGGCGGCCACGCGCAGCUGCCAAAUCAAGCGGAGCAUCCAAGACAUUUGCGGAAAGGUGUGUCCUCCUGUGCCACCAAAAAAGAACAGUCCAACAGACAAGAAAGCCAUGGACAAAGAAGAAAGGCGUCAGAGGGCUCGAGAGAGGCAACAGAAGCUGCUUGCCGAAUUUGCCUCCAGACAGAAGAGUUUCAUGGAGACAGCUAUGGAUGUUGAAUCACCAGAAACGGAGGCGGGCAUGGACCUGGGAACGUCUGAGGUGUUGGAGUCCGAAGUUCUUUAUGACUGCGUGAUCUGUGGACAGAGUGGACCCUCCACCGAAGACAGACCCACUGGCCUCGUUGUUCUCCUGCAGGCCUCGUCGGUGCUUGGACAUCGCUGCAAGAACGCAGAGGCAAAGAAUCUCCCAACCAGUGACGAAGAGCGCAUUUACUCCGCCGACACGUGUGCCGUGGCUCAUGACGUCCGACUUUCCCUCUUACAGCGGUUCUUCAAGGAUAGCUCCUGCCUGCAGUCGGUGUCCAUCGGUUGGGACGGGGGCGUCUACGUGCAGACCUGCGGACACACUUUGCAUAUCGAUUGCCACAAGUCAUACAUGGAAUCUCUGAGGAAUGAUCAGGUCCUACAAGGAUUCUCUGUCGACAAGGGUGAGUUCACCUGCCCGCUCUGUCGUCAAUUCGCCAACAGCGUCCUUCCGUGUCGACCGGGACGAAGCUCCGAGGCCGGCGCGUGGCACACUCCCACAAACAAAAAGACCAUUGUUCUAAUAAAGGAAGUGGAAGCUCUUCAAGACAAAUUAGGCCUUUUCCCAAUGGAGUCCAACUUGAGUAAAGAGAUGGAGUUGGUCAUCAAAGAUAUUAAGAACACGACCCAGAAGAAGUACAUGGACUAUGGCAAGAACCCUGGAUCCCCUGACAAUGAUUUCCUCUUCAUGUACUCCUUGGCAAGGACCAACCUGGAAUUAGAACUGGUGUACCGGGGAGGCAACUUGUGUUGCGGUGGUGCCAGUGCGGCCGCCAAGCGCUCUUGUCUCAAUCAGCUGUUUCAUGUGUUAGCCAUGCACAUGCGUCUGUACAGCAUUGAUUCAGCUUACAACCCCUGGACGAAACUGACUCAAUUUACACAAAGCAGAGAGACAGAUGGUUUUGAUGAGGAAAGACCCGAAGUACCCAUGCUGUUUCGAGAUGUUCCAUCCCUGCUGAUUAUCUUUGUGCUCACGAUGCCGCAGCCCCUGCGAAAAGAACAUUUUACCUGUGUGGUGAAGAUGCUCUACAACCUGCAGUUCAUCCAGGCGCUGGCGGCGCUCUCAAGCAAGCUGAGGCCGGAAGAAAGGCAGGCCUGGUGUUCGACUGGCGCAGCCAAAAAGGCCCGUGCAAAUGCAGACACAUCUUUUGAGGCGUUGCUCGGUCACGUUAUCAGCGAGUUGUCCAAAUGCGACAGUCUCUAUGCAGCCAACACGGAAGACAUCAUGCUGAGCUCCAGCGUGUGGUCCCCGCAGUCUGUGGAGUUCAGCCUCCAGCAGUACUGCCUGCCCUUCCUUCGCCUCGCCUGCCUUCUGCAGCAUCAUCUUUACGGGGACAACCUCACUGGCUGCUUGGAGCAGGAAGAGUUCUCGUCCCUGGCCAUGUGCUUGGGGCUCACACCUGCAGCCUCCGUGGCUUCAAAUCCUGUGAACAGUGCCUCGUGUCUGGAGUGGGCGGUCGGCGCUUUCGACUUGGUCACGCAGUGGUGUGGUGAGGUCAAAAGGCUCCCUCAGGUGCAGGCAGAGCAAGCGCUGACCUUGCUAGUUCAGGAUCCUCAGUGGGCACCGCCCCGCCUCCUCCAGCUGCCUGACAACUACAAUAUCAUCUUCCAGUACUACCACAGGAAAUCCUGCACUGUUUGUAAAAAGGUGCCAAAGGACCCCGCGCUCUGUCUCGUCUGCGGCGCCUUUGUUUGUCUCAAAGGGGUUUGCUGCAAGCAGCAGGGUAUCUGUGAAUGUGUUUUGCACUCCCAACACUGUGGCGCUGCUACGGGCAUCUUUCUACUGAUUAACGCCUCGGUCAUCAUCAUCAUCCGUGGACAUCGCUUUUGUCUCUGGGGUUCCGUUUACCUCGAUGCCCACGGAGAGGAGGAUCGGGAUUUACGCCGUGGAAAACCUCUCUUUUUGUGUGAAGAGCGAUAUCGAGUGUUGGAGCAGCAGUGGGUUUCACACACCUUUGAUCACAUCAAUAAGCGUUGGGGGCCUCACUAUAAUGGACUCUAAACAAAACAACCCACCCCCACUUAAAAACUGCAGCCCGUCACAAAGAAGAAGUCUAUUUGCAAUUUGUGUCUUUUUUUUUUUUUUUUUGCCCGAGUGUCUGCCAUGUUUGACUCCACUCAAAAUCUUCCACUAGUGUCGGUGCCAUGACCUCAAUUUGCGUGAAGUUUGGCGUACAAUCACGAGCCCGAAGGAUUAACACGUGUGUGCGUUUUAUUAUUUUAUCAUGUCGCUAUCAACAGAGGGGAAAAAAAGGAUUCGGACACAUGAAAUUCAAAAAAAAAAAAAAAAUGCACAACUUUUCCCAGAGAUGUUUGGAGUAGGCUGUAGAAGGCUUUGGUAUUUAUUUGGAUAUACUAUAUAAACAUAUAUAUGAUGAUUAUCCUUGCAAUAAUGCACCGUUUUUGAUGAUGAUAAUGAAUAUCCCUUUUUAAUCCCAGUUCUGGUGUGGGUUUCAAGCUCCUGACGGGUGCAGACGCAUUAUUACUAUAUGACAUCAACACACUAUGGCGUUUUCUUGCAAAAGAGAAAAAAAAAAAACAACUCUUUUUGUGGGUCUAGUUGCAAUCCAUCCUCAGGAAUUUUCUUUUUCUUUUUUUGGGGGGGCUGUUGGAAGUUUUAGAUAUUUAAAUAAAUGCUGCUGCUCAUUGUUCAAGUAAUUUUAACUUUUUUGUGAAGGUUGCGCAUUGAGGUUUUACUUGGGUCGCUGGGAAUGUUGGUUAAGACUCACACGCGGCCACGUUAUUACACUCACUGAAGUCUUGCCUGAGCUCUGCUUUUUUUCUUUUUUUCUUUUUUUCUGGGUACGUGUGGAGAAUAAGCUCAACAAAACCAUAUCAUUGCGCUUUGUUGUUGUUUUUUUUGCCCCUCAAUAGUGUUGCAGUUUAAUAUUUUUUUCAUGGUCCCCUUCCCGUGUAUUUUUUUAACAAAGAAUAAACAAUCAACAAUAUCAGAUGUAUUAUACCAAAAAAACGUAUGCUAAAAUGAGGGCAAACUAUGAAUUGAUAUAAAAGACAGUUUAGCAACUUCAGUUCGAGUUGUUUACUUACUGAAAGCUGUGACUAAAAAUUCUACCAAAUAAGCCAGAACAUUGUAAAUCAAGUCAAUCGGAAAAGUUGUGAUUUGUCGUUUCAUUCCAACAUUAUAUUUUGGCUUUUUAAAAAAAAAAAAUAAUUGGGAGACUCAUCACUUUACACUGUGCAUGACAUCUUUUGAGCCGCUAUUCUUGAAGUGUCUUAGCUUCUUUUCAAUCUUUUUUUUUGUGAGUAGAGUAAGUUCAUCCAGUCGUGCCUGUGAGACGAUUUGAUCAGAGUGAGGAUAAAGUAAGCGCCGGUAUUACUGGCAUCAAACGUGCUGCCGUUAUUUUUUUUCUUUGGUUUAAGUUGACACUUGAAUUAAAAAAAGUAAAACUUGCAGAAGUCACGCAUGCUGCUUUUAUGUUUACCACUUUGUCAUCACGUUUGCAGUACCCACUUUGUAAAUGGCCCCCAGCAAAUAGUCAAUGAGUGUAAAUUGUGAUGGAAAGCUCUCGUGUGUAUGAUUGAAGAGACAAUACAGUACAUUACUGUAGGUGCAGAAUCAAACUUUCUGAUUUUGGCCAGAAAGUACAACUUGGACAUUAAAUGCAACAUGUAAUAUAUGUGAAUAAAAUAUAAGCACACGA
Messenger RNA from Syngnathus typhle (broad-nosed pipefish), 7280 nucleotides. RefSeq names its product ubiquitin protein ligase E3 component n-recognin 3 (gene ubr3). Gene Ontology annotation, cellular component: cytoplasm; ubiquitin ligase complex. Lineage: Eukaryota; Metazoa; Chordata; Actinopteri; Syngnathiformes; Syngnathidae. Gene Ontology annotation, molecular function: ubiquitin protein ligase activity; zinc ion binding. The record is from RefSeq and is a predicted model, not a curated record. Bases 71 to 5620 code for a protein of 1849 amino acids. Gene Ontology annotation, biological process: protein ubiquitination; ubiquitin-dependent protein catabolic process via the N-end rule pathway. The transcript has 40 exons.